This is a messenger RNA of Mizuhopecten yessoensis (Yesso scallop), 1890 nucleotides long. RefSeq names its product DNA damage-regulated autophagy modulator protein 2-like. The coding region runs from base 142 to 1242 and encodes 366 amino acids. The record is from RefSeq and is a predicted model, not a curated record. NCBI's taxonomy places the organism in Eukaryota, Metazoa, Mollusca, Bivalvia, Pectinida, Pectinidae. The transcript has 9 exons.
UCGAAAGGCAAGCACAUUGAGAAACCAGAUUUUGAGCUUGGCGACUUUCACGCAGACUAUCCACAUGAAGAGUGACCUGCCUACCCCUGUGAUAUCAACUAUAUAAGCGAGGCGUCAAGAAACGGAUUGUGAAAAAACCGGAUGUCUCAGCACAACGAGAUGGCGGAGGGAUUCACCGUAAGCUUGACCGGAGAGGACAGAUCGUCAUUUCACCUAGUAGAAGAAGACGAAGAUUUGCUAUUACUCCCUGCGGAAGGAGACGAGGAUUUGCUAAUACUCCCGACGGAAGAAGACGAGGAUUUGCUAUUACUCCCGACGGAAGGAGACGAGGGAUCACCGUUACACCUAAGGGAGAGGAACCGGAGAUAUCGACAUAAAGGAAGUGAAAGUGACAUCAUGAUACUGGGUGACAAACUGCACGUGGUAACAGUCAUAACAGCUGUCUAUGUUCCAGUGUCCUUCCUCAUUACGUAUGCCAUUGCAGUAUCUAAUGGCCACGUUGAAGCGGGUUUUCCAUAUAUAAGUGAUACCGGCACACUGCCUCCAGAGAGCUGUAUUUUCGGUCAACUACUCAACAUCGGCGCUCUUCUAGCGGCCUGGCUUGUUUAUAUUAGGUAUAAACAGAUCCAGACGGCUUAUUUACCUGUCAACAGACAGGGUUUACUGCGAGCUAACACCGUCGCUUUUAUCCUAGGCCUCAUAACCGCUGCUGGAGUUAGCAUCGUCGGUAACUUCCAGGAAACAAAUGUUAUGGUUGUACACAUUAUAGGAGCGUUCAUGGCCUUCGGUAUCGGCGCUCUUUACUGUUUUAUCCAGACUGGAAUGUCAUUCAAAAUGGCGGAACUUCCUGGUUCGACCCCAUUUAUCAUCAAGAUACGGGUUCUUCUUUGCGUUCUGGAUACAAUAUGCUUUAUUCUCAUGAUCACAGCUACAUACGUAGCUAGUUUAAAGCAAGGCAUGAAUUUAAAUUGGAAACCACACCAUCCCGGAUACGCUGAACACCUGGUGGCUACGAUAUCCGAAUGGCUGAUAGCUAUUUUCAUUGUGCUGUAUUUCGUGACUUUCUACAAGGAGUUCCACAAGUUUAGAAUGACAUCUCCGCAGGUCGUUUUUGAUAUCAAGCCUGAAGUUGGCAAUAAUCAUUUAAACAGUCAAAAUAAUUCAGCGAGAACAACGGGGACAGAGUUCGUGGUCCCAAAUAACGUUCAUAUACCAGGAUCUGAUGAGGGAUCACUACCAUAAUAUGUCUUUACCAUAUAUUAAUAUGUCUGUUUUCUGCGUGGAAUUUGUGAUUUCGAUAUUACAUCAACAUUAUUUACUGAUGUGACCAACUCUCGGAUAAACUUACCUUGGCAUUGGAAACAAAACACCGUGGUUAAGUUACUAUAUACGCUUUAUCUAUAUUUUCUUCCAUAACUGCUACGUUUAUUACCUGCCCAUAGUGUAUUUUCUGAAUAAUUUUACAAUUUCAGAUGACAUCAUGUGACGUGUCGUCAAACCCUUUAUGUUAUGCGAGAAACAAAUUAUCUAACUCGUGACCGAUUUUCAUUCUCAAUACUUGAUUUUCGCUUAUACAUUCUAUAAAACUAGAUUUAUGAUGAAAGUGAAUAUAAAAUGCAAUCAAUCAUCUCUACUUCAAUAUUUUGUUUCGAUAUGUACGUAAACGUAUAGUGUUUUGAAACAAAAAAAUUGCAUAAACGACCACAGUUGUUCCUAUAUACCUUUCAUAUUGUAUAGCUUUGAUAUCGAAAAUUGCUCUCAUUCACCAUGGGACAAUUGUUCUCGUACACUAUGGGGCAAUUGUUUUCGUACUCUAUGGGACAAUUGCUCUCAUUCACUAUGGGGCAAUUGCUCUCAUUCACCACGGGACAAUUGUGCUCGUUCACUAUG